Molecule: messenger RNA, 543 nt
Organism: Sphaerodactylus townsendi
Lineage: Eukaryota; Metazoa; Chordata; Lepidosauria; Squamata; Sphaerodactylidae
Product: zinc finger protein 317-like
Exons: 4
Coding region: 74-427 (117 amino acids)
Biological process (GO): regulation of DNA-templated transcription
Source: RefSeq, a predicted model, not a curated record
GGCCGAGGGUUUCCUCCUGAGUCAGGCAGAGGAGAAGAGGCAGGCAGAACAGAGGUUGGGUCUAUCUGUGAAGAUGGAAGCUAAGUUGGAAAGAGCUGCGUUGGAGGAAGGGCAGCUGGACCAGGGCCAGGAAUGUGCCCAAGAUGCCCUCUCACAUGGCAGUGAUGAAGAUGUGUUGAUGAAUUCUGUUUGUAGAGGUGUGAAAACAGCUGCUGCACCAGCAGUCCAGCCUUUCCUUUCUUUUGAGGACGUGGCCGUGUCUUUCACAGAGGCAGAGUGGGCACUGCUAGAUUCCGACCAAAGAGCUCUUUAUGAAGACGUCAUGCUGGAGAACUAUGGGAGUGUGGCUUCUCUGGGUAAGGAACUUCCACAGGUGCCAGACUUAUACAUUUCUGCCUUCGGGAUUACGCAUGAAUCAAAAUGUUGAACAGUAAUAUGCUGUGUUGAGGCCUGUCGUAAUAUUUGCUCCCUUGUGGAAGUCUCAACUUGGCAGGAUUUCAGCACAAUCGAGAUUCAGCACAUGUAGCUAGAGCAACAGCAUUU